AUGGCUGGCGCGCGAUCUCGUCCCGCGGAUCUAUCGGCGAAUGCGGUUCCGGGUCGCAGUGCAAGAGAAGGCGCAGGCUCAAGGGGGUUGCAGUAUGCGGCGGAGAAGGAGCAUGAAGAUGAGGAGGAGGAGGACGAGGAGGAGGACGAAGACGCAGAGGGGGAAGACGAGGAGGGGGACGGGGAGGGGGAGGCGGACGGUGAGGAGGACGAGGAUGAGGAUAUGGUGGAGGGGGAGGCAGAUGGGGGGGACGAGGAUGAGGGGGGAGAGGAUGAGGAGGUGGGAGGGGACGGAGGUGAAGGCGAGGAGGAGGAGGAGGUGGAGGGGGACGAGGUCGAGGAGGAAGAGGAGGAGAGGGAGGAGGCGGGUGCGGAGGGACGAGGAGGCGAGCACGAAGAACAAGAAAUUGAAGACGAAGCGGACGACGAGGAAGGCGAAGAGCCGGAGGAGGAGGAGGUCGAGGAGGAAGUGGAGGAGGAAGAAGAAGAGGAGGACGUGGAUGAGGAGGGGGUCGAAGCGCACCCGGCGCACGGCAAGAAGCUGCUGGUCGCGGGCGUGGCGCGGCGCGGCAACAAGCUCGUGAUCUCCCGUCCGGGCAUCACCAGAGAGGCGGAUCGGCGGGAAGGGGACGCGCAAGGGGCUGGUAUGGCGGUCGAAGGGAGAGAGAGCGGGAGGUCUGGGGAGUAUGGUAGCGGGGAAGAGUCGGGGGAUGGGUCAAGCGGUGACGAGUUGGCGGAAGAGUUGGCGGAAGAGGAGGACGAGACAGAUCUGGGCGGCGGACUGGGCGCGGUCGCCGUUGGGCGCGCGGUUGGUGGCAGGGCGGACGAGCAGGAGGGGGGACUUGAUGGGGAGGAGGAAGACGAAGAGGAGGAGGAAGAAGAGGAGGAGGAAGAGGAAGAAGAGGAGGACGAGGAGGAGGAAGAAGAGGAGGAGGAGCUAGAGGGUGACGACUCGGAAGAGGAGGAACAGGAGCAAGAGGACGGCGAGGCGGAGGAGAUCGACGCAGAACAAGAGGGCGAUGUACAAGGGGAGGAGGAGGGGGAGGAGGAGGAGGAGGAGGCGGAAGAGGAGGAGGAGGAUGAGGAGGAGGAGGGGGAGGGGGAGAAGGAAACGGAAGAGGGGGAUGAGGAGGAGGAGGAAGAGGAGGAGGAAGAGGAGGAGGAGGUGCAAGAGGGCGUGCCAUCGCCGUUGAAGGCGGCAGAGCUGGAGCACAUGCCGCUCAAGGAGUUACGGGUCACAACUGUACACGAGCCGGCUGGGCGAAGUGACGACGAGCAACAACAGCACAUGGCUGCGAAGGAAGCUGCUCGGCAUGUGCGGUCGUCUCCCCCAGCGCCAUCACCGCAGCUGUCAUCGCGCGCCCACAGCAAGCGGUCGUCCCUGCCUCCAAAGAAGUUCCGCUCAGAUGUCAUCAUGCUGCCGCUCUCCCAGUCGCCCACCGCCUCUCCCUCCCCCGCUGCGCACCGCAAACUGCUCCUCCUCCCGCCCCGCCCCCCCACUUCUAAUGAUGGGGACGGUGCUUCGGCUGCCGAGCCUGGGCAGCAGGGCCGGCAGCUUCCGUCCGCGCCGCAGGGGUCGAAGCGGAGGCGCGGGGUAAGGCUGGCAGGGGGCGGGAGCAGAGCGCAUGGAGGAAGGGGGAAAGGGAGGCCGGAUGGAGAGGAGGAAGCGAGGGGCAGAGAGAGGAGGGGAGAUGGGGAGGCGGAGGGGGAGGAAGAGGCUUUGCUGAUCCCAUCGGAAGUGCCUGCAGCAGCGUACAGGCAUGGGAUGCUUGUGUGGGUGAAGCUGCAGCCGGGACUGCCUUGGUGGCCGGGCCUGGUCCGCAAAGUGCAUGCUCAGGCGCAUGAAGAUGAGGGGGAGGAGGGGAGAAAGGCGGCUGGUGAAGGGGACUCACACGAGGGGUUGCUGACGGUGGUGCUUGUGGGGGAAAAGGGCGAAGGGUGCGACGGUGAUGGUGGUAGCGCGGAGGAGGAUGAGGUGGAGGAGAAGAUUGAAGGUCUUAAGAAACGGGAUGGUGAGAGGGCGAAAGUGAAGGAAGAGCGGGAGGAAGGGAAGGGAGAGCAGACUGGCAUAGAGGCGGCAGCGGCGGCAGGAGAAGAAGGCAUAGCAACGUUACAGGGGCGCAUUGGCAAGAGGGCUACCAUUGCAAGCGUUCUUGUCCUUCCCUUCGCACCUGUUCGCACUCAGCUAGGGCGGCAGCGCAUGCCAUGUGUGCCUGGCCUGCGGUCUCUCUUCCGUGCAGCCCUCGCAUGGGCGGACGCGCACGCACAGCAGCACCCCGACACAGACGGAACGAGCCUGGCGGCGCUGGUGGGAGCGCCAGGGCCGGCGCACAGGAGUGGCGGUGCAAGUCUGGGGGAGGAGGAGGUGGUGCUGCCGGUGAAAGGGGCACACGGGGCAAUGUGGCGGGCGAGGAGACGCGAUGGGAAAGGGGAGUACACAGAGUGUUUCAAGUGCAAUGCACCGCUCUGCACCGCAUCACCGUCCGCUGCUGCAGACACGAAAUCUGUGAAGCGCGAGAGCAGGGAGGGAGGCGGUGGUGGUGGUGCUGAUGGUGACAACUCUUCCCUACGCUGUGUGUGGUGCCCUCGUGUGUACCACACUGGCUGUGCUGAUGCGCCCAGUGAGAAAGCGAGGCCUGAAUGGCAGUGCAACAAGUGUAGGGCAGCGGCGGCGGAGAGGCAAGCACGAGCUGCUGUUGCUGCGGCUGGUAAGGGUGCUGUGGAGCGGGAGGACGGGAAGCGGGAAGGGAGAGAGAGGGAGGCGCAUGACAGGGAGAAGGGGAGGGAGUGGGGAAGGCAGGAGCGGAGGGAGCGGGGGGAUGAGGAGAGAGGGAGCGAGCAGGGUGUGCGAGGGAGUAAGAGGGGUUGGCAGCAGCAGCAGCUGCACGGGCAUCCGCUGUCCAAUCCGAGAACGUUCAAGCGUCGCAGGGUGAGCGACCUUCCACACCCCACCUCCUCUCCCCCGCCCUCCUCCCUCGCGGCUGCCCGUCGGGCCGGUGCAGGCCCCGGGCAGGCAGAUCCGAACAGACAGACAUUCCUGGGGAGCACGAGGGAGAGGCGGAAAGCCCCCCGCAUGAGUUGGUCCAGUCUGGCGGAGUCUGAUGAUAGUGACCAGGAGGAGAGGCCGGGUGGGGGGAAAGCGGAGGAGGCGGAGCAGCAGGAGGAGGAGGAGGAGGACGAGGAGUGUGUGCGGUUGGAUGAAGAUGAUGGGGGUGGAGAGGAGGACGAGGAGGGAGCAGAGGUAGUGGUGGCUUCAGAUGACAGUGCAGAGGACGGAGGUGCUGUGUGGGGGCGGUCAGGGCUUGAUUUGGAAGUUUCGAGGGACAAGGCGGGGAGGAAGGGGGCCGUGGGUGGGGGGAAGGCGGCUGGUGGAGGGCAGAAGGUGUCAGGGGGAGGCAGGAUGGCGGCGGUGGGCGGUGGGCGGAUGGAGAGGCGGAUUGAGAGCUUGGUGGGGGGGCUGGCGGAUGGGGGGAAGGGCCGGGUUGAUGCGGCGGAGGAUGAGGAGGCGUCGUGGGUGUGUACCCUCCUCACCCUUUCUUUUCCGGCUCCCCUCCGCUUGCCAUGCUUCUGCCUGUUCUUCUCCCUUUUCCCCUCAUCCUUCUUUGUUCCCCUCACAACCCCUUUCCAUCCGUAUCUGCGUAGUGGUUUCGUUGCAUCAGCCAAGCGGUUCUUUUCCAUCUCUAUCCCUCACUUCACGUGCCGUCACUCCUCUCUCAUCUUCUCAACUACCCUCUUCCCCCCCCCCUUUCCACCCGUCUCCGUUCUCAUCCUCCACUCUUCCCCGUUCCCGUUUGACCAGAAAGCACCCAAGGGAUCAUGGAUCUGCCCAGUGUGUACAGAGGCCUCCACUCUUGAGAUCGAGCGCAUAUUCGGGUGCAGGAUUCGGGGCAAGCAGGAGGCUGGCGCUGUCAAGAAGGCGGGGGAGGUAGAGGGGAGCGACGAGGAGGGCAAGGGAUUGGGGAAAGAGGAGAAACGGCGCCUCCUUACUGGUGCUGCGGAGGAUGUAGGGGCGACGGACAUGGAGGAGCAGGAGGAAAGGGAGGAGGUGGAUGUGGUGACGGUUGGUGACGCUGAUGAAGAUGCUGGUGCUGGUGCUGAUGGGCAUGCGGCGGAGAUUGCACGGGUGAGAGCUAAGGCAGCAGCGAGUGGGAGUGCUGUAACUGAUGGAGAUGCCACUGCUGAGCCUGAUUCUGGUUUGGCAGGGCGGGAUCUGAAGAAAGCAGGGAAAGAAGAGGGGGGGAAGGAGGAUGGAGGAGCAGCAGGUGACGGGGGAGAGGGGACGAGUGCACGGACGAGAGGCAAUGCGGGGAGGGGGUUGAAGGGGGAGACAGGGGCCAGUGGUGCUCGUGCCACGUGGAUGGAUGGUCGUGGGGAGAGCCAUGGGAAGGAUGAGAGGGAGCAAGGGAAGGAGAAGGCGGAGAAGGAGGAGGAGAAGGUGGGGAAGGAGAAGGGUGAGAAGGACAUGAGUGAUGAGAAAGUAAAGGUGGCUGGUGGGAAAGAAGGAGGCAAGGCGGGGAGUGGGGCUGAGGAGGGAGGGGAGGGGGAGAGAAAGGCAAAGGAAACAGAUGGCAAAGAGAAGAAGGAUGAGAAGGGAGGCAAGGAGUUGGCGAAGGCAGGAGAGACAAGCAGCAAGGACGGCGAGAAGGCUUCUGGCAAAGGCAAAGACGGGGACCAGAAGCAGCAGAAGAGCGGCGAGAAGGAGAAGGGGAAGGAGAAGGAGGGGGAAGAGGACGAGGAGGAAGAGGAGGAGGAGGAGGAGGCUGUGGUGGAGUAUCUAGUGAAGUGGGCGGGGAAGGCGCAUGUGCACAACACGUGGCUUUCAGAGGAGCAGGUAGCAGCGCUGAACCAGCGCAAGCUGGACAACUACCGGCAACGCCACGGGCGCGUGCCACUGUCUCUCAUGGAGGAGCAGUGGAACCACCCCCACCGCAUCAUCGCCCACCGCUUCCUCUCCCGCCCGCGCCUGCCGUCUAAAGCCAAAGGCGGGGGCCGGGCAGGGGCGAGUGCGGCACGCGGAGGAAAAGGGGCGCAGCAGCAGCAGCAGAGGCAGCAGCGGGAGGUGCUGGUGAAGUGGUGUGGACUACCAUACGACGCAUGCACGUGGGAGGACGUGAACAGCCCUGCCAUGGUCGCCAACCCCAAGGUCCUCCAAGCCUAUGAGACCUUCGAGCGCAUGGCCAGGGCCCCACCCACCCCCUCUGUCCCGCGGAAACCCUCAGCCGUCCCCGAUCUGAAGGAGCAACCGAGUAACCUUGCAGGAAAGCUGUUCCCGCAUCAGCUGGAGGCGAUCAACUGGCUGCGCCGCUCCUGGGCGCGGCGGCGGAAUGUGAUCCUGGCGGACGAGAUGGGGCUGGGGAAGACCAUAUCAGCAGCGUCAUACCUGUCGUGUGUGAAGACAGAGCUCAAGGUGCCUGGGCCGUGCCUCGUGCUCGUGCCGCUCUCCACCAUGCCCAACUGGUCUGCAGAGUUUGCCGUGUGGGCGCCGCACCUGAACCUCGUGGAGUAUCACGGCAGCGCCAAGGCGCGUGGGGUUAUCCGUGACUUUGAGUUCUUCGCUUCCGGGGAUGCAGACGGGGGCGGCGGCGGCGGCGGGGGGGGGAGGGCGGGUGGGGAGAAGUCGCGGGGGGCGGGGGGUGGGAACCGGCGGUACCGGUUCCACGUGAUGCUGACGACGUUUGAGAUGGUUCUUGCCGAUACAUCUGUUCUGCGCGCGAUCCCAUGGGAGGUGCUGAUAGUGGACGAGGGGCACCGGCUGAAGAACAACGAGAGCAAGCUGUUCACGCUGCUCAACACCUUCUCCUUCAACCACCGCGUGCUGCUCACCGGCACGCCGCUGCAGAACAACGUGGGCGAGAUGUACAACCUGCUCUCCUUCCUGCACCCCUCCGACUUCCCGUCGCUCUCGGCGUUCAAGGAGCGGUUUGCGGCUAUGGACGCGGCGGGGCAGGUGGCGGAGGUGCAGCGCAUGGUGGCGCCGCACAUGCUGAGGCGCCUCAAGCGCGAGACCAUGAAGCACAUCCCGCCCAAGGAGGAGCGCGUUGUGCCCGUGGAGCUCUCCGUUGUGCAGGUGCAGGGGGGAGGGAGGACAGGGAGGGUGGAUACUGGGCAGGAGGGUGGUGGGAGGAAGGGAUGGGGGGCGGAGUACUAUCGGGCAUUACUGACGAAGAACUAUCAGGUGUUGCGCACGGGCAAGGGCGGCCACCAGUCCAUGCUCAACAUCGUCAUGCAGCUGCGCAAGGUGUGCAACCACCCAUACCUGAUCCCAGGCACGGAGCCCGUGGUGGGAAGCAUGGAGUCGCUCCAGGCAGCGCGCGUGGCAGCGUCAGGCAAGCUGCAGCUGCUGGACCGCAUGCUGGAGCGCCUGAGAGCGGCGGGGCACCGCGUGCUCAUCUUCUCCCAGAUGACGCGCCUGCUAGACAUUCUCGAGGAGUAUUUGGCUGUGAAGUUUGGCCCGCGGACUUAUGAGAGGGUGGAUGGGAGCGUGGGCGUGGCGGAGCGGCAAGUGGCGAUUGCAAGGUUUAAUAAGGACAUGUCGCGGUUUGUGUUCUUGCUGUCGACGCGGGCGUGUGGGCUGGGCAUCAACCUGGCGACGGCGGACACGGUGAUCAUCUACGACUCCGACUUCAACCCCCACGCCGACAUCCAGGCCAUGAACAGAGCGCACCGCAUAGGGCAGUCGAAGAGGCUGCUAGUAUACCGUCUAGUUGUGCGCGCGAGCGUGGAGGAGCGCAUCCUACAGCUGGCCAAGCGCAAGCUGCUCCUGGACCACCUCCUCUCCGCCUCCAACCCCGGUGGCGCCGCCGGCGGCGCUGCUGCUGCCGGUGGUGCGAGCAAGUCGGGCAACGCUGGGAACGUGAAGGAGUUGCAGGAUAUUCUGCGAUGGGGCGCGGAUGAGUUGUUUGAGGAAGAUGCUAAGGUGGAUGUGGAGGGCGGGGAGGAGAGGGGGAAGGGGGAAGGAAGGGAGGGGAAGGGGAAGGGUGAGGGGGCAGGGAAGGACGGGGUGAAAGAGGGUGGGGAGGAGGAGGGGAAGGAGGAGGAAGGGGAGGGAGGUGAGGGGCAGGUGAGGAGGAGUCGACGAGUGUUGGGGCAGAGUGGCAAGGAGGAGAAAGCAGGGGAGGAGAAGGGCAAGGAGGGGGACAGCGAUGAGGUGGAGGAGGUGAAGGGAGAAGGGGACGGGACAACUGACGCCAGUGCGGCCGCAGCAGAGGCAGUGGCGGCAGCAGGAGGAGGGACGUUCGAUAUGGGCGAGCACAAGAAGGGGCGCAAGGACCGGAGCAGUUUAGGGAAUGUGUAUGGUGACACGUGUCACGAGGGCGGGCGGCGCAAGCUGCAGUGGGACGAAUCGGCGAUCUCAAGGCUGCUGUGCCGCACGGUGGCAGAGGGGGCGCAUGGGGAGGAGGAGGCUGGGGAGCCACUGCUGGGGUCCAUCAAGGCGUGGGCAUUUGAGGAGGCGGAUGAGGAGGUGGAGGAGGAAGCGGGCGAGGAGGAGGGGGUGGUGGAGGUGGAGGGGGAGGAAGGGGGGGAGGAGGCGGUGGCAGCAGCAGCGGGGAAGAAGGGCAAGGGGCACAAGGAGCACAAGGACGAGAAGGAGGACGCGUCUGGCGAGUGGGAGAGGCUGCUCAAGAACCGGUGGGAGCAGAUGCAGGUGGAGACGAGUGCGCUGCUGGGGCGCGGCAAGCGCACGCGGCGGCCGGUGUCGUACAACGAACAGGGCAUUGUGGCCGCCAUGGCUGCUGCUGAUGCCGCUGCUCUCGCUGCUGCCGCUGCUGCCUCCAAGGAGGAGCAUGAGGAGGAGGAGGAGCCAGCAAGAGAGCUAUCAGCAGCUGGAAAGGCACAUAGAGAGAAAUGGCUGAAGCUGAGGCAGCGUCAGAAGGAGCGCAUAGCCAACCGAGGCAAGACGCCUCCCCCCAAGCCAAGAACCACCCAUGCCUCUUCCAAACGGCCCCACCACCCAUCAGCCACUCACACCGCCUCAACCCCCUCCCAUGCGGCCGGCAAGCCAGGCUUAGCUGGUCACGCACACAAGGGAGCAGCGGCAGGAGCAGGAGGAGCAGGGGCAGCUGGCAAGUCUGGCACUGGAGCUGCUGCUGCAGGCGCAGCAGCAACAGCAGCAGCAGGAGCAGGAGGAGCAGGGGGAGCAAGCGGAGUGAGUGGGAAUGCAAGUGGGGUGAUGGGCAUGGAGGGCAGGAGGGAGUCUCACAUGGUGGGCAAGGUGCCGGCUGAAUGGUUCUGGAAUCACCCCGGAGCUGCUGGUGCCGGCAAGCCUGGCACAGCCACCACAGGAGCAGCAGCAGCAGCAGGGCAAUGGCGUGCGGGGGGGGCGAGUGGGGCAGGGAACGGCACAGGGCAGGGGGGAGCAGGGGCCAUGGCGCAUGCAGGCAUGGGAAGAGCUGGGGAGAAGACCGAGCCUCGACCUUUCAGUCCGAACCAGCAUCUUGGGCUCGGGAAGUCAAGCAUGGGUGGAGGUACGGGGGGAGCAGGAGCAGGGGCACGGGCAGCGGCAGGGGCAGGGGCUGGGGCAGGAGGGGCGGGUCAAAACCCUUCCACAGGGGGCCCUCAACGGCUGUAUGUUGACUCCUCGUCUCUCUCCUUCCUUCCCCGCCCCCCGGUUCUGCGGAAUUACGGGGGUGAAGCGGCGGGGGCAGGCGUGCCGAAUCCAGCUCUUUCGGCUGCUGCUGCACAUGCAGCAGCAGCGGCGGCGGCUGCAGCAGCAGGCAGCGCGCGCGGAGGCAGCAAUGGGGCGCAUGCAGCUGGGAAAGCCGGGGGAGGAGGUGGAGAGGGUGGGGGGAAUAGUCGUCUGUUGAAUACUCCCAGCACGUUUAAGUUCGGCGGGAAUGCUGUUGCUGCAGGCAAGGCAGGUAGCGCAAGUCCUAUGGCACAGCAGCACCAGCAACAGCACCAUCAGCAGCACCAGCAGCAGCAUCACCACCACCAGCAGCACCAGCAGCACCAGCACCAGCACCAGCACCAGCACCAGCACCAGCACCAGCACCAGCACCAGCAUCAGCAGCAGCAAGGGAGCAGACACGCACAACACGGCCGUCCUAGCAGCAUGCCGUCACAGUCACCGUCGCCAUCACCUAACCCGGCUCUCGGAGGCAAGCCAUCAGGCGUGCACACAACAGACGCCUCUCACAUGGCAAGGUCAGCCGGUGCUGCUGGUGCACCCGGGGCCAUGGACAGCAGCACAGCAGCAGGCAUGGCUAGCGCCUCGUCCCCCCAGCAGCAGUCCACUGGCAAGGCGCCGCUCCUCUUCCUCCCCAACUUCCCCAGCUUCCCCUACCCCCACCUCCCGCCCUUCUCCCGCACUCCUGGGCAGCAGUCCACGUCCGUGCAGCCGCCUCCUCUGCCGUCCUUUGCUCACAUGCCCACUCAUGAUCAGUCGGGGAUUAUGGGUGGUGUGGGCCCCGGUGGGAAGGGUGUCUGGAUGAAUCCACAGCCGCAGCAGCACCAGCACCAGCAGCAGCAGCAGCAGCAGCAGCAGCAGCAGCAACAGCAACAGCAGCAGUACCACCACCAGCAGUACCAGCAGCAGAGGCAGCAGCAGCAGCAGCAUGGCGCACAGAUGGCAGGAAAAGGGGGACCGUUGAAGUCACCCCCUCCUGAUGCAACUCGAGGGUCGGCAGUGGGGAAGGCAGAGGAGCAGAGGCAGGCCAAGGGGCAGAAGCGCACAGAUAAGCAGACGGCAGAUGCGGAUAUGCGUGCAGCGAAUGGGUUGGGUAAGGCGGGUGCGGAAGAGAGGGACCCGAGGGAGCAGCGUGAAGGGGGGGCUGUAGCACGUGAUGCAGGUGCUGCUGGGAGGUCGGUUGCAGGGAAGGAAGGGAGACGAGGUGGGGAUGAGCGAAGCGCAGAGGCGAAAGGAGGGUACCGGGACUGGCUGGUGGAAGGGACGGAAGCAGCAGCUGCUGCAGCAGGAGAAGCAAGGGAUAAGGACAGACGAGUUAGCGUUGCUGGUGCUGGUGGCGAGAAGGCAGCGCUCGGGAAGGAAGUGGAGCAAGGGAGCAGGGCAGUAGGUGCAGGACGGCAGUGGGGCGAGGAGGAGCUGGAUGCGCUGUGGAUGGGUGUGAGGCGGUAUGGGCGAGGGCAAUGGAAGGCUAUUGUGAAAGACAGAAAGUUGAAGAUGAGAGAUGGGCGGACAGUGGCGGAGGUAGAGGAGAGGUGGGCUGAAGAAGAGAGGAGGGUUCUCGGGUGGACUGUGGCUGAGCAAGAAAGGAGAGGGGAGAGGGAGAGAGGGAAGAAGCGAGAGGGGAAAGAGUUGGAGGUUGGGGAGGAGGAAGCAGAUGACGUUAUAAUGCUGGGGGCUGAUGAGGUGCAUAGGGAGAGGAGCAGGCGAGGGGGAGGCGUUUCUGGAAAGGGGCGAGAUGUGCAGAGGAGGGAUGCUAAGAGGAAGGUUGGCGAGAUGGAGGUGGAGGAGGGGGACGGCAGGGAGAGUGGGGAGGAUGAAAGGGAGCGUGUGGUAGGGAAGAGGGCACGGGGAGAGGGGCAAGGGGAAGGGAGAGAGGUGAGGUCCAAUGAGGGGGUGGCAGUGAGUGAGGGGGGGUAUGAAAAAGAAAAGGGUGGAGAGAGGAGGAAGGAGAGAGUAGUGGGAUCAGCCGAAUGUGCAGAGAAACUAGAUCAUGGUGGGUUUGGGGGUGCAAGAGAGCAAGUUGCAAGCAAGCAAGAUGCAGGUGGAAAGAGCGGAGUAGGGGACAUGAGUAUUGCUGGUGCUGGUGCUGGCGCCAUUGUUCCUUAUAGCGAGAGCAGGGAGGGCGGGGAGAGGGAGAGUGGGGUAGCAAGCAAGGGGAAGGGUGUAGGUGCGGUCAGGCAGGGUGGAAUGGAAAGGGUGACUAGCAGUGAAGGUGGACUGUACGCCAGGGAUGACAUUGGGAUGAUCGAGGAGGAGGAGGAGGAGGAGGAGGAGGAGGAGGAGGAGGAGGAGGAGGAGGAGGAGGAGGAGGAAGAGGAGGAAGAUGAUGUUCAAGUCAUCCCACCCGCCAACCAGUCUGCUGGCCACCUUCUGUCACCUCUUCUGUCCCUUCCUGCUGUGCCCUCGCCCUCACAAACUCCCCUAACACCCUUGGACUCUAAGCAGCAGCAGCAGCCUAGCUCUCCCAUGCACCCAUCUGCCAAGGUAGAGCAUGCGGAUGUGCCAGGGCGGGCAGUGAGCCACGCACCCAUUGCAUCCCUCGCUCCCAAUCGCUUUGGUCCCUCCAAGAUCUCCACGCUCAUUUCCUCUCCACCAGCCCCCAAGCCCCCCCAUUCAAUGCAACCAUCCAAUUCUGCUGCCACGGCCACGCCGACCAUGCCCACCGCUUUCCCUCCCGCUUCCGCUCUAGCCCCACCGCUCUCCACCGCGAUCACUUCUCACUCUUCUAGGCCCGCAUCAGGACCGCUUCCCCCGGUGCCUCCGGGUUACUCCUUCCUCCCUCCUCCCCGCCGCUCCUCUGCCCCCGCGCGCCCCAUCGCCUCAUCUCAGCUCACUGCCAUUUCAGUGGCAUCCAGGCAUCUUUCUGCUGUGUCCACACCAGUGCUGCCGAGAGCUGCUUAUGUGGCGCCGCUUGAUUGGUCGCCGCGCCCGCUGCCAAGAAUCCGCAAGAUGAAGAAGUUCUGGAAGCUUCAGAGAAGCCGUGCUGCUGCUGGAGCGGCAGCUGUUGUGGCUGCAGGUGAAGCAAGGGGAAAUGGACUGAACGAGAACGCGCCAGUACCGAAGCCCGGCAAGGGCGAGGUGCUGGUGAAGGUGAGCGCGGCGAGUAUCAACCCCGUGGACUGGAAGAUUCAAAACGGCUACAUCCCCAUCUUGCCGCUGCGUUAUCCGGCCACUCCUGGGAUGGAUAUUGCAGGUGAUGUGGUGGGGCUGGGGCCAGGAGUGACCAAGUACAAAGUGGGCGACAGUGUCUUCGGCUCAUCUUCGCCUUUCAAACUGGGUGCGCUGGCACAAUAUGCUGUGCUCCCAGCAUCAGGUAGCGCUCCCAGGCCCGCUGCCGUCCCCCCUGAAGUCGCAGCUGCCCUUCCAAUCGCGGGCGAGACAGCCCUUCAGGCCCUGCGUAAUUCCGCCGGCUUGCCUCUGCCCUCCACUCCUGCCGAUGACGUAAAGGGCGGCUACAGUGGGCGUGUGUUGGUGGCGAACGCAUCAGGAGGCGUGGGGCAUCUGGCUGUGCAGCUGGCCAAGCUGGCAGGAGCACAUGUGACAGCCACCGUGGGAGCACGCAACUUUGAAUUUGCGAAAAAGCUGGGAGCGGAUGAGGUGCUGGAUUACAAGACGGAGGCUGGGCAGCGCCUGUCUGCCUCCGCUGCUACCCCACUGCCCCCGGCUGAGCUGUACAAUGCAGUGGUUGACGGCACUAGCGGCCUGUCUGUUGCCACUGUGGACCGGGUGCUUCCUCCAAACGGUAAGUGGUUGCACCUCACGCCACCACCUUCAAUUAUGGCUCUGGGGUUGUGGCGAUCCAUUGCUUUUCGCCCCAAGAAGGUGUACCCCAUUUUGAUGGAAGGCAAGGGCUCGGAUCUGGAGGUUCUGGCAAAAUUGGUGGUUGAUGGGAAGCUGAAUGUGACGCUGGAUGCUACAGUUCCUUUUGAGAAGGCCAGGGAUGCAUGGACACGGAGCAUGGAAGGCCACGUGGUGGGGAAGGUGGUUGUGAAAAUGGACUGA
Messenger RNA from Closterium sp. Naga37s-1, 12627 nucleotides. NCBI's taxonomy places the organism in Eukaryota, Viridiplantae, Streptophyta, Zygnematophyceae, Desmidiales, Closteriaceae. The record is from the annotation of a GenBank genome assembly.